Messenger RNA from Aplosporella prunicola CBS 121167, 1094 nucleotides. RefSeq lists its product as uncharacterized. The record is from RefSeq and is a predicted model, not a curated record. The transcript has 5 exons. The coding region runs from base 381 to 1094 and encodes 237 amino acids. Lineage: Eukaryota; Fungi; Ascomycota; Dothideomycetes; Botryosphaeriales; Aplosporellaceae.
AUAUAUUUGUACCCCUAAAACCACUACCACGACGACGACGACCACCAUCACCACAUCCUCUACCUCAUAAACUCGCAGCUAUCCAACGACUCUAGACCACAGCCACCUUACUACAACCACCUAAAUACAAGUAAAUAGCACUCAACAAGCAUCAUAAACCUCACUCGUAAACACCUAAGAAAUGAGAAAACCAUCCAAGCCCGAACAUCAAUCAACCAACCAACUAACCCCAUCCUAUCCCAUCCCAUCCUCACCAACAUAACACCAACACAACAGCACAAACAACCAGCCCCCGCCUCUCACAACCAAAACCAAAUACCAAAACCAACCACCAACCCCAAUCCCAAAUUCCCAAUCGCAAACCACACCACCUCGCCCCUAUGCCCCAACCACAACCCAUCCCGACCCAACACAGCCCCCCUUCCCCUACCCCCUCCUCUGAGGCGACGAGCUGCGCCCCCGUCCUCGCCACCGCGCCCGCGCCCGCGCCCGAGCAGGCCUCGAUCAGUGCCAGGGAGGCAGUGGCCUCAGCCUCAGGGGCUCCGGGGGGCACGCACGCACGCGCCGCCGCCACCGCAACAGCUGCCGUCGCCACUGUAACCGUCGUUGACGCUAUCGUUGUGUUUGCCUGUGGUGCUACUGGCACUGUGGCAUGGCGGCGCCAAGCAAGCGAGUCAAGAAGUCGAGUCAAGAGAGACGAGUCAAGAGAGGCGACAAAGAAGAAGACGAAGAAGAGAACGAUCAAAAACAAAAAAAGGUGCUGUGCAGGAAGCACUCUAACCCCCCGACAACCCGGCCCUGCCGGCAAGCAGGCGAACAGGCAAACACGCAACCAGGCAAAUCCGAUCCGAACGACCGAAGAAGAGAGAGAUCCAGGAGUGACAGACGAGGUCCGUCCAGGCCGACAAGUCCGUCGACCUCAGGACGCGAGAGCGGGUCUGCCUACCCAACCUAGCGCCGGAUUAGACUUUUCUGGCUGCCGAGACCUCCUGUCCCGGGCCGGUGCUGCCGCCAUACCGACGCCUGCUCGUGUCUGUCGUGACUUGCAUCAGGCCAGAUUACACCGCCGUCACUCCUCCGUCACAACGGAGUAA